This is a messenger RNA of Penaeus vannamei (Pacific white shrimp), 1648 nucleotides long. RefSeq names its product ubiquitin-conjugating enzyme E2 2. The record is from RefSeq and is a predicted model, not a curated record. Lineage: Eukaryota; Metazoa; Arthropoda; Malacostraca; Decapoda; Penaeidae.
UUUAAAGCCGGCAUUCGUACAAUUCUCCAUCUGUGUGACAAAACGUAUGGCAACGAACGGACAGGAUGGCCUUGCAUCCCGUGUCAGUCUGCAAGCUCUGGCGUUAAAGUUAACAGGCGAACGAUGGCGCUUAAAAGGAUUGCUAAAGACCACGAAGAACUACAAAGUCACCCGCUCGAGAACCUGUGGGCGUGUCCGAACGAGGACAAAGACGACCCUUACAUAUGGCAGGUGACGAUGCUGGGGCCGCCGGAGACGCCUUACGAAGGAGGGAUUUUCUUCCUCGACAUGUAUUUUAGUGAAGAUUAUCCCUGGAUGAAACCGAAGGUGCAGUUCAGCACGGCAGUUUAUCACCCAAACGUAAAUAGCAGGGGUGAAGUGUGUCUUGACCUUUUGACGAAUAACUGGAGGCCUGAUUUUACGAUUUCUUCUGUGCUCCUCGGCCUUUACUCACUUAUGGCGGACCCAAGUCCUGAGGAUUUCUUGGACCUGGAAAUAGCAAAUGAGUUUGUAGAUGAUAGAGAGAGAUUUAACGAAACAGCCAGAGAUUGGACGAAAAAGUGGGCAUGUUAACACUUUUUUAUUCGAGACAGUAAUUAUAUGUUACAAACGUUAAUUCAGAAAUGAUUUUGCGUUACCUAUCGAGGGAAGCCGAUUUUUUUUUUUUUUUUUUUUUUUUUUUGUAUAUGUGAAUGUCAUUAAUGUAUUUUCUAUUUUUACUGUAGUCGUGUAAUUUAUGUAAUAGAAGCUAUUAAACUUAUAGUUCUGUAGAAACCUGUAUAAUUAAGCCUUCUCUGUAGUUAUUUACCGAUGAGAAUAAUGGUUACUUUAUACUUCCUCUCUUUUUGAAUUAUAAGAUAUGGAGUGGUCUGAUAUUUUUAAUGAAUAUGUUGCGUCUUCAAUAAGGUUUUAUCGGGAUUUAAAGUUUUCCUAGCAAACGUUUGAUUUAAUUGCACCAAAUAAUGGUAUGACCGAUACGUACAUUUCGUGGUCCUGUCGCACCAGUCGGCGAGACUUGAGGCAGGACGAAACGCACCGCGCUUGAAGAGCUCUCGUGAACGCAGGGAUGGUAAUGCACAGCGCGGUUCUGCGAGGGAAUGCCCUUAAUUCCGCCUUUUCCGACGGUUACGGCCUCCACGACGCCUCUCGCCACUGGAACUGAGUAGGCGGUGAACAUUUGUCGAGUUGCUAAAUGCAUUUUUCUUAUUUAGGUUAUUUUACUGCAUUUCGUACUCAUAGAGGGCAUUUAUGACUAAGCACAGUGACACAGGACAAAUGCUCAUUGCUGAGUAACAUAAUGAAAAGAAUACGUCUGUUUUUCUUACCCUUUAUAAUUUGUUUUCUUAUUUUGGCGAAGAAUCAUACUAGAGGAAGUCAAUGUAUUUCUUAAUGAAUAAAAAUAACUCACAACUACAGCCAAUAUGUACAGCACGAUCCUGCUUGGUGUGGGUUAUAUACUUCCAAAAAUAGUGUCCCCCACUCUACCAAAAUACACUGUGCUCACCACCGACACAAAGUGAUGUAGUAGCAAAAGGCUCGAACAAACGUGAUAUGACAAAAUGAUUUAAAACUUACCUUCCUGUAACUAUCACCAUUUGCGAAAUACAGGUAUGCUGAUGUGUAGAGUAAUAAAAGAAAACCACAUUUU